GUCUACGAUAAUUCUCGUCCACUGCCUCGCCACUCGGCCAGCUGUUCCUUCGUGAUAUCAGAUUGAUCUGAGAGCAUAUACAGCCCCACAGACAAGCCAUGACAGAACAGACUCCCCUUGUUACAAGUCAGGAAUCUCAGUUGACCACUAAAUACAGCAGCACAUCUAUAUUCCCAAACAGCCGUGGCAAGAAGGCUUUCCUUGGUGCCCUGGGGCUAGCUACAAGCUUAUUGGCAAUUCAACAAAGCGGGAUCGGUCGUUUUGGAGGUCAUGGCGGUGACCUUGACUGCUCGACGCCGCCGCCCCCCUCGGAAAGUACUUGUCCAGAUUGGAGAGACCAAAUUCCCGUGUCCGAAGUGAGAAUCCUGCCAAGUCUGAUCGAUUGCCCAGGGUCAAGCUCCCAGGGAUAUAUCGAGAAAUGGGUUAAGAUGGGAUUUUUCGAACACUUUCGAGUCUGUGUUGAAAACGGGACCACAUGCAACAUGAGAGAUGUGAGUUGUCCUUGCCACCGGAAUCGUCUGUCCAGACUGAAGGGGGAUAGUGCUGAUGGAUCGUAUCCACACUUAUCUAGUGCGAGCUCCAUAGCGAAGGUUAUGGACCUCCAUUUGCCGCAAUGAUGCUCCCCGCGAAGGGAACCACCACAGGGUCUGUCCUGUACACCGAUAGAAAGGGUGAACACUGGCGCUCUGGCACGAUCCAACUGACCUGCACGAAGG
Molecule: messenger RNA, 716 nt
Organism: Kockovaella imperatae
Lineage: Eukaryota; Fungi; Basidiomycota; Tremellomycetes; Tremellales; Cuniculitremaceae
Exons: 1
Coding region: 99-617 (172 amino acids)
Source: RefSeq, a predicted model, not a curated record